Messenger RNA from Aspergillus puulaauensis, 999 nucleotides. RefSeq lists its product as uncharacterized. The transcript has a single exon. The record is from RefSeq and is a predicted model, not a curated record. Lineage: Eukaryota; Fungi; Ascomycota; Eurotiomycetes; Eurotiales; Aspergillaceae. Bases 1 to 999 code for a protein of 332 amino acids.
AUGAGCAUCCUCAUCACCGGCGCCGGUGGCUUCCUCGGCCAAGCCCUAGCAAAGACCCUCGCCAGCACCGCAGGCGUUCACACCCUCGUCCUAACAGACGUGCUCGAACCCGCGAAACCACCACCAACAGACUCAAAAACGCAAAUCACAUCUCUAAAAGCAGACCUCACCUCGCGCGAAACAUGCAGGACCCUCCUCUCCACGACCUUCACCCACAUGUAUCUCCUGCACGGGAUCAUGUCCGGCGCAAGCGAGGCGAAUCUCGCCCUUGGACUCGCGGUGAAUGUGGACUCGAUGCGGAAUAUACUUGAUAUCCUGCGCGAGCAGCACGACUCGACCUCCGCAGCCGGGUCUGAGAAAGGUGGUCCGGUCCGCAUUAUAUACCCCUCCAGCCUGGCCGUAUUCGGCGGACCAGAUGUCCACGCAGCACCAGUCACAGAAUCGACAAUCACCCUGCCUCAGUCGUCGUACGGUGCGCAGAAGCAUAUCUGCGAAGUCUUGUUUAAUGAUUUCUCGCGGCGGGGGAUUAUCGACGCUGUCAUUGUGCGGUUGCCUACUAUCAUCGUGCGUCCUGGGAAACCGUCUGGUGCGGCGUCGAGUUUCUGUUCUGGGAUUGUACGCGAGCCGCUGAAUGGGGAGGAGAGUGUGCUUCCUGUGGAUAGGGAUCUGAAGUUGUGGGUUUGUGCGACGAGGACGAUUAUUCGGAACCUUGUGCGCGCGAGGGAGGUUCGAUUUGAAGGGGAGGUUUAUUCCCGCGUUGUCAAUCUGCCGGGGGUUACGGUUACCGUGCAGCAGAUUCUGGAUGGGUUGGAGACAGUUGGAGGACAGGAGGCAUUAAAACGCGUGGUCGACAAGGCAGAUCCGGCUGUGCAGGCGAUUGUGGGAUCGUGGCCGGCGGUGUUCGAUGUGACCAAGGCGCUGGAUAUGGGCUUCUAUCCUGAUGGGGACCUGGCCGAGACGAUUCGGGCGUAUAUAGAGGAUUAUGGAAGUAAACCAUAG